Molecule: messenger RNA, 576 nt
Organism: Cokeromyces recurvatus
Lineage: Eukaryota; Fungi; Mucoromycota; Mucoromycetes; Mucorales; Mucoraceae
Exons: 1
Coding region: 65-424 (119 amino acids)
Cellular component (GO): nucleosome
Molecular function (GO): structural constituent of chromatin; DNA binding; protein heterodimerization activity
Source: RefSeq, a predicted model, not a curated record
UAAAAACUUUUUUAUUUUAAAUCCCUUUCUUUUUUUUUUUCUUAUACAUAAAUUUUAAUAAAAUAUGGCUCGUACUAAGCAAACAGCUCGUAAAUCAACUGGUGGUAAGGCCCCUCGUAAGCAAUUAGCUACCAAGGCCGCUCGUAAGUCUGCCCCCUCUACUGGUGGUGUUAAGAAGCCUCACAGAUACAGACCCGGUACUGUCGCUCUUCGUGAAAUCCGUCGUUAUCAAAAGUCUACUGAACUCUUGAUUCGUAAGCUUCCUUUCCAACGUCUUGUUCGUGAAAUUGCUCAAGAUUUCAAGACUGAUUUGCGUUUCCAAUCUUCUGCCAUUGGUGCUCUUCAAGAAGCCUCUGAAGCUUAUUUGGUUUCUCUCUUUGAAGGUAAUUUUUUUUUAUUAUUAUCUUGUUUUAUAUAUGUAUAGACCAUUAUGUUCAAUUUCUAACGUUCAAAAAAAAAAUUUUUUUUUGUCUUUCUUUUAUCUAUAAAAUAGAUACCAACUUGGCCGCUAUUCAUGCUAAGCGUGUCACCAUUCAACCUAAAGAUAUUCAAUUGGCUCGUCGUCUUCGUGGUGAA